Messenger RNA from Leishmania major strain Friedlin, 504 nucleotides. RefSeq lists its product as hypothetical. NCBI's taxonomy places the organism in Eukaryota, Euglenozoa, Kinetoplastea, Trypanosomatida, Trypanosomatidae. Gene Ontology annotation, biological process: protein folding. Bases 1 to 504 code for a protein of 167 amino acids. Gene Ontology annotation, cellular component: endoplasmic reticulum. The transcript has a single exon. The record is from RefSeq and is a predicted model, not a curated record. Gene Ontology annotation, molecular function: protein disulfide isomerase activity.
AUGGCGUCUCGAAAGAUGUGCACCUUCGCGCGUCUUGUGCCGAUCUUCGCCGUCACGUUUAUCACUGCCGCUCUCAUUGCCAUACCACUGCUCGAGGCGAGGCACAACUUUGACGGCAACAACCCGUCUCGCAAGAUGGAGGGCGUUGAGGAGGUGAACUCAGAGAACUACUUUGACCUUGUAGGCCGCAAUCGCUUUGUGCUGCUCGAGUUCUACGUGGACUGGUGCAGGUACUGCCGCGAAUUCGCCUCCCUGUACGAUGAGUUCGGCAAGUACGUUCAGGCCCGCUCCGAGCUGCAGCAGAGGCUUGUGGUGGGGAAGGUAAACGCGCUGAAUGAAGCGCUCAUACAGCGACAGUACAAUGUCAGUAGCUACCCGACGGUCAUUCUGGUGCCGCCAAACAAGCACACCGGUGUCGUGUUCACUGAGAAUCGGAACUUUAAUCAGCUCUUGAACUUUGUCGAGCGUGAGAUGGUGAAGAAGGAGUAUGCUGUUACGGAAUAG